Molecule: messenger RNA, 1008 nt
Organism: Zophobas morio
Lineage: Eukaryota; Metazoa; Arthropoda; Insecta; Coleoptera; Tenebrionidae
Product: inactive serine/threonine-protein kinase 19-like
Exons: 8
Coding region: 39-926 (295 amino acids)
Biological process (GO): protein phosphorylation; positive regulation of Ras protein signal transduction
Molecular function (GO): protein serine/threonine kinase activity
Source: RefSeq, a predicted model, not a curated record
GCUAAAUUGAAGCAAGCUAUCCUUGAAACGUUUUUAUUAUGAGGUCAACUUUUGAUAGUAGCAAAAACUUAGUAAAGAAAAACAGGAAGAAGCUAUACACACCCAAAGUUAUUCCCUUGGUAUACGGCGAUGAUAAUAAAGCUUCGUCCUUGAUUAUUGAGAAUUUGGACUAUCUCUCCUUAACUUUGUUAAAUGAUGAGUUCAAUUUCUCAAACAAGCUAAAAAAAGCAAAUAGUAGAAGUAUAUCAAAUUUUAAAGGGAAGACGCUAUCUACUUUGUUGUUUUUAUCGAAAAAAAUUCCGAUGAGUUUAUUUGACUCUACUUUUCCUCGUUUUGUACUGCGCCAUCAUCUUUAUUUUUGGCAUAAUAACAGGACUUUUGUAGAUCAAGAAUUGAAUAAGCUCUUGCAUAAGGGCUCCAUUAUUAUAUUUAACUUGACUACAGGAGUUGAGGAUUAUGCAGUAUCCAUUAAAACUGAAUUUAUCAAGUACAUCAAAAAAGAAAUUAUGCCCAGAGCACAUAGUUCUAACAUAGCCUUGAUACAAAAAUAUAUAGAAUCCAUUCUUAGCUUAAAUUCUCCCAACAUCUCGUCAGAAUUUCUCUGCUCAUCUGGCUUUACUGAAUCGGAUAUAACAGAGCUUGUUCAUCUUGGCCUCCUUGUAUUUCAUAACAUAAAUACAUACUGGCUCGGGAUUCCAGGUGUCGGCCCUUUUAUAAAAGAUCUUCAAGAAGGUAGGCGUCAAAUUCUAAACUUCUUAAAGAGAAGUGCGGGAAAAGAACUUCUUGCUAACGAUAUACUGAAAAAGAAACUGCGAAAAACGAGAUUGCCUCUUUCCUUUCUUCUUGAAGAAUUGUGCGGUACUGAACUCGUCAAUUGUAUGAGGGUGUCCCAAGGGCUGUUGAUAAGAAUACCUCGGUCAGAUUAAAUUUCGUUUAAAUUUGCUGGAUUUACGAUGUUUUAAUUUAGUUAAUAAACUAAUUUAUGAUAUUAAACAGAAAUUAACAAAA